UGGAAAUGUUCUUUUUUAGUCCAUGGUAACUUUUUUCUGCACAUAAAUAUAUUUCUCUUUUCAGCUUAAUUAAACAUCUCAUCUCCCUCUUCAUCACAUAAUCCAUUGAGAAAGAGUGAGAUUUUUAUACAUGGAUUCACUCUCUACAAUCAAAAUAAAUGACAAAUCAUUUCCCAGUACUGCUGCAGAAUCCGCCGUUGAAGAUGUUGAAAUCAGCAUUUUUGAUGCUGAGAAGUAUUUCAACGAAGAAUUGAACGACCUCAAAAGAGCAGUAGAGAAGAAGAAGAAGCCUGAAUCUCAUGAUCCACUUUCUUCUCCGGCGGAAUUCGGGGCAGAGAAAUCCGUACGCGCCGCCACGUCAUCGGAAGCCAGCUGGAACAGCCAGACCGCGCUCCUCACUACGACCUCCGCGGCGCGUCACCGCGCGAGCAAAGCGUGGUUCGCCGCUAAGAAGUGGUUUCUGAGGAGAAGAAGAUGCUGCUGCUGCUGCGAUGGCGAAUCGAUUCGAGUGAAGGAGGUGAUCGGCUCCGAUUCCGAUCACAUUAGGCCGAUUGUGGUGAUGGAUUCAGUCAAAACCAGCUGCAACAGAAACUCCAAAACCGUGCAUGCAGAUCACAGCUACGAGCGCGACGACGUCGUUGAGAUCCAUCGAAUUAGGGCUGCGGAGGCGGCGCCAGGUCAGCAGCGGAUACUGGCGAUGGGGAGGCCAUUCAUCAACGCCACCGUCGGUUUCACUUUCCCCAUCCUCAGUUCCGUCGCAGCCGCUAAAGACGACGACGUCGGAAGCGAUGCGAGCUCGGAUUUAUUCGAGAUUGAAGCUUUUUCUACUCAAACGGCGUCGUCUUGUCCGAUCCAAUCCUUGAAUGAUUCGGUUGAUGGAAAUUCAAACGGCGAUAGGAAAUCAGCGCCGGUGAACGGACUCCACCGCAGCCGGCUGAGCGUUUCGGCUAGCGAGUGUCGUCCCUCCGGUGGGGAAUCGGAGGAGAGUGUGGUCGCGUUAAGGCCGUUGCCGGAGGAGGCGGAGGGCGGUGAAGGAAGGAGGAAGAGUGACGGUGGGGUGACGUCGAUCAGCUGCCGGCCUGAGGCGGAGGGACCACCGUUGAUUCCGUUGGGUGCGUGUCCGAGGCCGGGGCCGGGGAGCUCUCGAUCGCCGCCGUUGGUGGCGGCGGGUGGAUGAUGAUGCGGUGGCAUGAGUGGAAGAGGAGUAUUUGAAUGAUUUGUAAUUUAAUUGGGAAUUUAGUGUGGUUAAAUAUAAUCAAUGAAAUUACAAUAAUUUAAAGGUGUUUUGAACAA
Salvia splendens (bonfire salvia) is the source of this 1293-nucleotide messenger RNA. Its product is annotated as protein PHYTOCHROME KINASE SUBSTRATE 4. The record is from RefSeq and is a predicted model, not a curated record. Gene Ontology annotation, biological process: phototropism. The transcript has a single exon. The coding region runs from base 131 to 1177 and encodes 348 amino acids. Lineage: Eukaryota; Viridiplantae; Streptophyta; Magnoliopsida; Lamiales; Lamiaceae.